AUGUUUGACCCCCUAACUGCACCAGCUGUGUCAGUGCAUUGGCUCAUGCACAAAGUUGACCCCCUAACUGCACCAGCUGUGUCAGUGCAUUGGCUCAUGCACAAAGUUGACCCCCUAACUGCACCAGCUGUGUCAGUGCAUUGGCUCAUGCACAAAGUUGACCCCCUAACUGCACCAGCUGUGUCAGUGCAUUGGCUCAUGCACAAAGUUGACCCCCUAACUGCACCAGCUGUGUCAGUGCAUUGGCUCAUGCACAAAGUUGACCCCCUAACUGCACCAGCUGUGUCAGUGCAUUGGCUCAUGCACAAAGUUGACCCCCUAACUGCAUCAGCUGUGUCAGUGCAUUGGCUCAUGCACAAAGUUGACCCCCUAACUGCACCAGCUGUGUCAGUGCAUUGGCUCAUGCACAAAGUUGACCCCCUAACUGCACCAGCUGUGUCAGUGCAUUGGCUCAUGCACAAAGUUGACCCCCUAACUGCACCAGCUGUGUCAGUGCAUUGGCUCAUGCACAAAGUUGACCCCCUAACUGCACCAGCUGU
Messenger RNA from Procambarus clarkii (red swamp crayfish), 539 nucleotides. The record is from RefSeq and is a predicted model, not a curated record. NCBI's taxonomy places the organism in Eukaryota, Metazoa, Arthropoda, Malacostraca, Decapoda, Cambaridae.